AUGGAGAUGGAUAGUGGGAGGUCACUCGAUGCUCAAGAAACACUCACUUCACCCAGCGACGAAACAAACCCAGCUGGUGAUACGGUAGUGCCUGCAGUAGGUAACAUUACAAGUCUCCCUGGUGUCAUCUAUAUUCGCUGGGGCAACGAUGUAUGUCCCGAAGAUGCAGAACUCAUCUAUUCAGGUUCUAUUGGAGGUGCACACUACGGUCAUACUGGAAGCGGCUCAAAUCAUCUCUGCAUGCCAGAAGAGCCUAUCUAUGACGAAGUAGAAACUUCCACACACGCUGAUCGAGCCCUACUAUUCUCUACUGAAUACCAACUCAAUACUGGUCCUUCACGCAUGCAACCAAUGCAUGACCAGACUCCGACCUGUGCAGUCUGCAGGGCGCCCUCUGGCCGCACCAGCAAACUUAUGAUUCCUGCCCGCAACGUGUGUCCUUCUCAAGAAUGGCGUUUAGAGUACGCUGGUUAUCUUAUGGCAGAGAAAUACACAACCAAGAGAUCGGAAUUCGUGUGUGUGGACCGAGAGAUGGUUCCUAAAGCGGGGACCCAGGGGAAUCAAGGAGGCGGGUUGUUGUUCAUGACAGAAGUCCGGUGUCUGGCGGGUGGGGGCUUGGAUUGUGGACCCUACAUCGACGGUUACGAAAUUACAUGCGCUGUCUGUACUAUCUAAAGUCCUACUAAUAAAUGUUUGUUCGUUGUGUAUAGUUUGACACAGUUCUUGUUAUGCUUUUAAAAUAUAUUAGUUUCAUACACACACAAGUGAUAAAGUGUAAGCCUUAGUUUCAUACACACGACAGACUGUGAUAAAAUGUAUAUACAUUAUAGUUGCAUACACAUACCAGUAAUAAAGUGUAAACCUUAGUUUCUUACACACAAUAGUGAUAAAAUGUCCACCUUAGUUUCAGACACAUACCAGUGAUCGAGUGAAAACCUCAGUUUUUAUACACAACAGUGAUAAAGUUUCUGAUAAAAUUAGGCCUCGUUUGUCGAUGGUUCUCUAAAUAUUGUUAAUGUUUAUUGAAUUUCAUGGUAGAUUUUCUUUUUAUUUAGGAAAGAAUAGUUCUGUUGCUAUAAACCUGAAUUUUCUGAAACAAAUUAGCUUUCAUUUUUUACAGAAGUGUGAAACGAAACAUAUUGAUCGUUUAAUGUACAUGUGAAUAUU
Strongylocentrotus purpuratus (purple sea urchin) is the source of this 1167-nucleotide messenger RNA. RefSeq names its product short-chain collagen C4-like. NCBI's taxonomy places the organism in Eukaryota, Metazoa, Echinodermata, Echinoidea, Camarodonta, Strongylocentrotidae. The record is from RefSeq and is a predicted model, not a curated record. The coding region runs from base 1 to 675 and encodes 224 amino acids. The transcript has 3 exons.